AUGAACCCGUUUGACGAUUACUCAAAAGACGAGCUCGAGCAGACACUCACCAACGCACAGUCAGUCGACAAGCGCGAGGGCCCCUGCCUCAACGCGAGGCGUUCGUGCGGGGAAACAAGCUCUCGAGGUGACAUCCUUGUGCGCCCCCGGCUGACGAGCCCCGCGACGGAUACGCGGAUCCAGAAGGCACUGUGCAGCGACGUUAGGCGGGCGGAAACCACGGUCCUCGUCGUCACGCAUCGCCUCCCGACGGCUAAAGACUGCGAUGUCAUCCUCUUCUUUCACGAACGCAAAGUUAGAGGUUCUUGGAGCGAACCUUGA
This is a messenger RNA of Epithele typhae, 321 nucleotides long. RefSeq lists its product as uncharacterized. The transcript has 3 exons. Lineage: Eukaryota; Fungi; Basidiomycota; Agaricomycetes; Polyporales; Epitheliaceae. The record is from RefSeq and is a predicted model, not a curated record. The coding region runs from base 1 to 321 and encodes 106 amino acids.